AAGUAUGUUUAGAUGCAUGUACUGUAAGUGAGGUUAGGUGUUAAUGUUUUCAAUGCUUUUCUUUUAUGUGUUAUAUAUUAUCAGAAUGCAGGCGAGUAUUUUGCUGUAGAAGUCAUACAACCUUUUGACUAGAAGCUAUUCUUCAGAAUUUCCUCCAGACAAACACUUUGGACAUCCAAAAGGGAAAGCAAUUGUUACCUUCCGAACCUAACAGUUUGGGAAAAAGGUUGUCGAAAAGUGAUUGGUAAUAUUCGUUGCCAAAGGUACGUUCUUCGAAAUUUGGUUUUUUCAUAAAGCUAUACGCGGAAAAUUUGGUUUCUUUUUAUAAAGCUAUACGUGGAAAAUAUUCGUUAUAAAGCAACGACAAAUAAUCAAUCAGGAUUCUUGGCAAACACCGAUAGAUCAAGCAAGAGAUUAUCUCUUGUUGAAGUAUAAACAGAAAACAACAAACGGAAGGCGGGAGAUAAAGAAAAAAUUAACACCAAUAACAAUUAGUGUUAGCAGUAAACAAAAUAAUUAACGUGCACGACCACAACAGACGAGUCACUAAUUAUUCAGGUUUAAUAAUAUAAGCAACACCUACUGCAAUAACAACGACAAUAACUACAACAGUGGUAAUAAUAUUAAUUAGUGUUAAUAAUAUUAUUAUCAUAAUCCGUGUUAUUAACGAAGACAAAUCAAAUUACGCGCCUCCGAAAAACGGGUUGUUCCAAGUAGAAGGUAUUUUAGGAAGCAGGUAUAUAAAGCAGCCUACCAGCAACCAGCACCAUGUGGAACCGUCCAAUUCCCACGAAGAUGUCACAGAACGCAUCUUCGUCCGGGCCGACUUGCGACUUAAUGAAAUUCUUUGGCCUUAGUUCGUUGAUUUAUACAAUCAACGUGACAAUUCUGUUAAUUAUUGCCAUUUCCACGGACUACUGGGAAUAUCGCGGUUUCGAUUUUGUUCGUCUCUUUCGAGUGGUGUCCACGUCGAAUCGUACGAAAAUCAUUGUGCCCAGAGAUACGAACUCCUACCUCCAGAUUUUGUAUUUUUAUCCGAACCAUUUCCCAAAUUCUCAAACGGCCGAAAUUCCGACUUAUAAUGUGACUUUUUACCAAUCUCCGAUUUUGGUCCGGAAGUACUAUUUCAACUAUACGAAUACACCUGAGAAAUAUCUGGCCACCACUGAAGACAGCUAUGUUCUUGACCCUCACCUGGACAUGUGUGAAAUUGUUAUAUAUCUGCAGUAUGGCAAUCUCUUCAGAGAUUGCGAAGAUUUGGAAAAUCCAGUAAGAGACAGGCUUGGUAUACGACCGACCAGCAAAGAACGCUGUGAAUCUUUCGUCUUCUCUGAACCGGAAAAAUUUAUUGCAAACAACACGCCAGCGGUGUCCUAUUUGGAAAUCGCAGCUUUUACCUGUGCCAUACUAUGUAUGACGUCGAUUCUGAUAGGCCUCAUAGCUGGGGCGGUGAGUGAGUGCCUGCCUAGUCACGAAAGUUUUGUCGUAGCGGCCACCGCGCCCUUAAUUGCCGCCAUGAUGUUAACAAGUGCCAUAGGAUUAUUUCAUGGUAAGUGCCAUCUGCUGCAGCGCCUCGAACUUCUUCCAGGUGAGUCGGUUCCAUUCAAGAAACUCUUCCAAGAAUCGCGCACCUACAGUCAUGGCUGGUCUUUCGUUCUUGCCUGGAUAUGUGUCGUUCUCUGCCUUGUCAACUCCUUCGUCUGGUUAAACAAGGGACAAAAUAGCGGUUACCUCCCUUACCGAGGUGGUUUCGGUUACGGAGCCGAUAAGUACCAAUAUACACCGCCUUCGGUGCCAAAGUCGGUGAUAAAACGACGCGAAAGUAUUCAUCGAUUCCUCUCCAGGGAGACCAUCGCCUCGUUGUUGUAUCGAACGAAAUCCGUGUCCGACCAAAGAAAAGAUCAUUCCAGCAGCAGUAUAAAUACAGACGACAAGCGGUUUUAUCCCGAAAGUUACGCCAUGUCAGAUGACAGAGCUCUUAUCAGCAGCUCCUCUUGUGACCUUUAGAAUGCAUUGGAAUCGAACGUUGUUAUCUUCUUCUCUAUUAUUCCUUUGUUUGUUGGGUUGUAGCUUGAAAAGCAACAACAACACAAACAAGCAAAAACAACAGUAGAAGUUACUGGAAGGUUCCUUGCUGAAAAAAAAAAACCAACAAAAAGGUCAAGCUUUUGAUAAGAACUCUGAUAAUUGUUUCUAAUUUUGGCACAAGGCUAGCAAAUUUUUGAGCGGAAAAGGGUCAGUCAACACUAUUAACCUCAAUACUUAACUGGUGCUUAAGCACUACUGUUAUCUAUUCCUGUUAAAAUGAACAUAAUAAGGACAAAGAAUGAGAAGAAAGAAACAAAAGUACAAUAAAUCACACAAUUAUUAAAACGAUAUAAUUUACAGGAAAUAAAUCACGAAAGAUUACUGGUUAGUUUCAGCUAAGGCACUCCACAACACUGUUCUCAAAAACAUUUCUCAAAUUGUGUACGAGUGCAAACAAAUGCACCUGUAAGCACUUUUUGAGAUAUUCGGUGUGGGAGAAAACUAUUCGGGGUAUGCUCUUUUAAGUUCGUUUUUCUCUUAAACAUUUCUCAAAUUGUGUACGAGUGCAACGAAAUGAACCUCUAAGCACCUUUUGAGAUAUUUGGUGCGGAAGAAAACCUUUUGGGGGUAUGCUCUUUAAGUUCAUUGUAUUGUCAGUUUUAUUUUUACUAGUAAUCUAUUUUCUGCAUAUUGUUUAUAUUCUGAAUCUCACUUUUUUGCAUAUCAUUCUAACAUUUUUUUCCGGAAGUAUGUGGCACAACGGAUGCGUGAUUUUGUUUGUUCUUACUUUGAUUUUUGAAGACGGUGAAUCUUAGUUCUUCGUCGUUUUCUGCAUUUUUCGCUAUUUUCUCACUAUGUUAAAGAAAUUGUUUCUUCUCAUCUGUAUUCAUCGUUUCAUGAUUAAUCUUCUUUCGUUGAAUUUCAUCUGCAACUAUAAUUCCUUCCUCGUCAUAAUAUGAUGGAGCACUAUUGUUGGUUGGUACGAUUAGGAAACGAGACACCUGUUAAUCUAUUUCUGAUACUAAGCAUAAAGGGAUUUCUUUCGCCAGCCCUAAGUUUGGGCUGAUGGCGAUAUGGAAUCGGGAAUGUAUUCUUUUUUCUGUCGUUUUAGUAUAUUUCUGUUUCUUCGCUUCUUUUGUUUAGUUUUUCCAGGUCUUUAAAAUGAUAAAAAAAAAAAAAAAAAGGCUGAAUAAUCCACAAGAGAGUGACAUCCUGUAUUCUGAAAUAAUCCUAAAGAUGAUUCCUGAGAUUUGAGAUUUGUUGUCACCAAUCUUCAAGACAGCUUCUUCCUAACAAAAUUGGCGUGUAAUAGCUUUUGUAUAAUAAUAAUAAUAAUGGCGAUGACGAAGGUGGUGACAAUUAUGAUGAUGAGGAAGAAGGGAGGGGGAGAUGGUGAUGGUGGUUUCCAACAUGGACGCAGGAUUUCAAAUUUUAAGAUGCGCUGUAUCGAUCUCAGGAGGCGGAAUAAGGUAAAUAGAUUUCGAUGGGAAUAUCGGUUUUAACUUUAUUUUCACUGACCGUCCGGGAUCGAUAAAAUGCAUACCAACCAAGUAUGAAUUAAGUUUCAAUGCAUACCAAUCGAAUGUCAAUAUGUAUCGAGCAAGCAUAAAUAAGUCCCAACCAAGUGCCAAUGUGUAACAAUCAAGUCUCAUUAUGUAACAACCAAUUCUUAAUAUGUAUCAAAUAUCAAUAACCUCUAAUCAAUAAUCAAUAAGAACCAAUCGAAUCUCAAUAUGCAAAAAUUAAGUUUUUGAGAGAAGUGAACGAUUAGAUCGAACCCUAACUCCAGUAAAUGACUGAUACUGAUUUUAAUCGAUCCCCGGAAGAAUGAAAGGGGAAAAUUUGUCAAGGGAGAAGGGGAUGCUUAAACGACAACAGAACGUAAAGGGAGGUAACUCUACAUGUGACAAAACAUUUAAUCCGGCAUUUUCACCUUUUCUGCUACGUCAACCACCAUUCUUGAAUAUAAUUAACAAUGGACUGACAGAAACUGUAGAGUGCCGGAUUAAAUGUCUUGUCCAUGUGUUAUCGACCAACUUACAGAUGCAUGCCUAGCGCAGGGCCAUUCGCCCUAAUCAGAUUUGUCAGCCAUACACCUGUUGACAAAGUUUCACUGCUUUGCUUUCUAUCCACGUGUUACUUGAAGUUGAUAAGGGCUUGACCCCCAAAAGGAAAUGUGCCUGUUCUCGAUCUUUUCAGCCUCGCCCAUCAAACAACCAAUUUUGCUAUUGCCGCUUGACAGCAAAACACUUCCUACCUUGCCAUGUGAAAUGUUGAUGGUGGGGCAAUCCUCAUAGUGGACUCGGCUGAGGGUCGGGUUUGUUCUAUUAUGCAACAACAGCUGUUCAGCAAUACUGAAACACUGCGCGAGUGCAUGCGGAACGGUUUUAAUCGCUCCGCGCGCAUCUCGAGCAGUGCGGCACUUAUUUACCUGUGGGGGUUUAUCUCGAACCGGCAUGCCACUCGGUAGCACUGCUAGGCCAAGGAUUUCAGGAAUUUAAUUAGCGGACGAAAUGCCGCUAAGCAUUUUGUCCAACGUGCUAACGAUUCUGCCAGUUCGCCGCCUUAAUAAUAAUAAUAAUAGCCCGUUAUGUAUUGAGGUAGAUGAAGGUGACAAAGUCCCUUCCCUCCACUUUUUGUCGUCUUGUGCCAAUAUCAAAAUCCAUUAUCAUAAGGACAGUCAUAUCACUGAAGACUGUGCUUUUUGUUGUCUUUUUUUUUUCCCCAUUUCGAUUUCUCUAAAUUCUUGGUAUUGAUGUCUAUAAAUUCCACUCAAUUCAAGACCAUUCUUUCAUUAUAUUUCGGGGUACAUAAAUUACUCCAAAGCAGAAAAAAAAGUAAUAAUAAUAAUAAUAACAAUAAUAACCAACCCCUUUUCCUUAAGGUAUAUGAAGAAAAAAAAAAUGCCUGCAGAAGCAAUCAUUAAAAUUAAUACAACAUAUAUAUGUUUGAUUUUUAAUUUUCAAUUUCUUUCUGAAAAUUCAAAUGACCUUACAAAGUAAACUUUACUAAAUUUUCAUCGAUUCUUAUAUUAAAUCCUUUCAUCUAAAGUUUUAAUCGAAAGCAAGAAAAACAAACAAAAAAUAGAAAACUUAAAGCAGAAAAAAAAAAGGAAGAAAAAUGCAAAAAGAAACAAAGAAUUAUUUCAGUAACAGCUACUCUGUGCCUUUAAUUUGACAAUCCGCGUAAAAAUACAGCUUCCGGUCAUCGGAAUAUACUUCCGGUAAGCUUAAUCACAAUAAAUCCGUUUCGUCUAAUAUGACUUUACGUUCGGAAAAAAAAUAAAAAAUAAAAAAUAAAAAUAACGAAAAAUAAAACAAAAACAACAGAAAUAAUUCGAGGAUUUAUAAAAAAAAGUUGUUUUUUUUCUUUUACAUUUCUUUUUUACUUUGUAUAUUGUUAAUUUUAUUUAUUGUUAUUUUCUUAAUAAAAAGUUUUGAAAAUAUAUAUAAACAAUA
Messenger RNA from Octopus bimaculoides (California two-spot octopus), 5486 nucleotides. RefSeq lists its product as uncharacterized. The record is from RefSeq and is a predicted model, not a curated record. Gene Ontology annotation, cellular component: plasma membrane. Lineage: Eukaryota; Metazoa; Mollusca; Cephalopoda; Octopoda; Octopodidae.